Molecule: messenger RNA, 1500 nt
Organism: Sorghum bicolor (sorghum)
Lineage: Eukaryota; Viridiplantae; Streptophyta; Magnoliopsida; Poales; Poaceae
Product: E3 ubiquitin ligase BIG BROTHER-related
Exons: 8
Coding region: 381-1124 (247 amino acids)
Biological process (GO): negative regulation of organ growth; protein ubiquitination
Molecular function (GO): ubiquitin conjugating enzyme binding; ubiquitin-protein transferase activity
Source: RefSeq, a predicted model, not a curated record
CAGAUGGCAGCGUCAGCAGAGAGACACCCCAACCCAAGCAGCACAAGGCACAGCAACGCCCAACGGCCGGCCGGCGACGACACCCACGCAGCCACGCUCUAACAGGUGGGUCCAGACUGGCAGACUGACUACUCAUUACUGCGGGCCCGGCACCCGCACGCCGUCCCUGCCUGGGCUGACGCCGGGCAGGGUCGGUCCACACUCCACAAGACGGUGAUUGCGCGGCGCCAGUGGUGGCGAGGCGGCCAUUCCAGGCAAAGCGGUGGGUCGCGCUUCCUUCCUCCCUGAGUCCUCACUCGGCUCCUUCCAGCUUCGCCAAAUCUAUCCGAUCUGCGGCUGCGCAGUGAUCUCCCCGGCCUGCGCACGAGGUGCUUGCGAGCAUGUAUCUGCUAGGAAAGAAAACUGGAAAGAAGAAAGUGUAUCUUGGUUAUAUGAGUGCCCCUCUACCGUAUGCCAUUGAAGAGAACUACGGUGGGUGCUUCUUUGAUGACGACGACGAUCUUGCCCAAGUUCUUCAAGAUCAGGAAAUAUUGUAUCAAUUAAUUCAAGGAAGUAAUGGUAGCGGUUCAUCUAGAACUCAUUUGACUCCAAGUUGUAGCUAUGGCCAUGAUCGGACACCAAAUGAACGAAAAUCAUCUGAAGAUGUAAACUAUGAGUUGCAACUAGCAGUUGAUGAAGCUUUAGCUAGAGAGUUGCAAGAAAUGGAGGGCAAACUAGCCAACACUUCACUUAAUGACAAUAAUGGAAGAAAGCCAACAUCAUCUUCAUUGUUUGAUAGAGGCAAUAAUUCUGCAAGUAGACCUCCUCAGGCAGUGGAGGAGGAUGGGAUUGAUCCAGAUAAUAUGACUUAUGAGGAACUGCAACAGUUAGGGGAAGCCAUUGGUACCGAAAGCAAAGGGUUGCCUGAAAGUGUCAUAGCACUCUUGCCAACUUCAACUUACAAAAUUGGGAUAUUCUCAAGAAAGGAAAAACAUGAAGAAUGUGUGAUCUGCUGUAUGUCAUACAAGAACCGGGAUAGGCUUACUAAAUUGCCCUGUGGACAUCAGUACCAUCAAGCUUGUGUUGCUAAAUGGUUACAGAUCAAUAAGGUAUGCCCUGUUUGCAAUAAGGAGGUUUUCAGCUAGUAAAAUCAAACAGUGCAGAUUCGUCUGAUGUCCAGCUCCAGCAACUGUCUGAACUACUGCGUAGAUGUGCAUUAUUUGUAUAAGCACUGCACUAAUGCCCCGCAUUGCUCAAGGAUCAUAGCACACCAAAUUAGUGAUAUCUCGAGCAAAUGCAAUAACAUCUCUGCUUUUGAACUUUGGGACAUUCAGCCUUGGUGCCACACACUAGUCCUUUUUUAUCAUCUCCUAUAUCUGUAUACUGGUCAUUCAUUUCAGUACUUGGCUCCAGUUCAUUCAGCAUACUGUCUGUAAUGUUGCAACUUGUAUUAAAACAGUGACAAAUAUGGAAAAUUAGGCACCGAUGUUUUUUUAAAAAAAGUAGCAGCCAUUGUGUUUA